Gopherus evgoodei (Goodes thornscrub tortoise) is the source of this 5156-nucleotide messenger RNA. Its product is annotated as F-box/LRR-repeat protein 6-like. Gene Ontology annotation, biological process: SCF-dependent proteasomal ubiquitin-dependent protein catabolic process. The transcript has 10 exons. The coding region runs from base 396 to 2135 and encodes 579 amino acids. The record is from RefSeq and is a predicted model, not a curated record. Gene Ontology annotation, molecular function: protein binding. Gene Ontology annotation, cellular component: SCF ubiquitin ligase complex. NCBI's taxonomy places the organism in Eukaryota, Metazoa, Chordata, Testudines, Testudinidae.
GGAUACGGGAAGGCGCCGCAACAUCCGCUCUCGCGGGCCCCUGAGUGAGGAGCCGGCGGCGCACGCGGCUGUCCCGCUGGGGAAACUGAGUUGCAGAGAGGUGAUGUGUGUUACCUGGGGUCGAACAUCGCCAUCAGAGCCGGGAACAGAACACAGAUCCCGUCACUUCAAGCGCCACACCCUGUCCACUGGUGACCACGCGGAGGCUGGAACCAGUGAGUGAGAUCCAGCUUUUGUCCUUGGCCUGUGUUGGUUUUCACCUAGCUGCCAGGCUGCUUCGGUAGGAACAUGUGGAAAGACCCAAAUGCUCCUAGCAGGGAUUGUCACCUGUCUUUUUUGCCGGAAGUGUGCUGCCAGAUUGUCUUUGUCGAUUAACCCGGCCUAUAGGGGCUACUAUGGAAGAGCCCAGGAGAGCAGAGAACUUGAGAGAGGCUGGGGCCUCUUCCAAACCAUCCGGCACAGGGCAGAAUGCUUCCAAGAAACAGAGCACCAAGGCAACUGGGAAACCGGGACCAGGGGAUGCCAGCAAGGCCUCUAAAAGGAAGGCGGCUUUCAAGGCCCCCAGGAGAGUGUCCCCGGACUACUUUGUUCAUGAGACAGACAAUGACAUGCUGCUGAUCAUUGCCAACAUCGGUGACGGGCAAGACCACCCUCCCAGGAAAGUGGCAAAGAGAAAGCACCAAGCUCCAGCAAAGAAGCAGCCGCUGCAGUGCGUCCAAAGGACUGGCAUGGCAGGAGGGAGAAAGAGAGAGAAAGGAGGGGCUCCUGCUGCCAAGGAGCCUGUGUCUAGGGGCCGGGCUGAGGAAAGCGGGGAAGCUGCUGGGGCCUCUUGGGGAGAGCGCCUCCCAGUAGAAAUCCUGGUGCGGAUCUUCCAGUCUUUGGUGGCAUCUGAGGGGGCCGUGCCCUUGCUCUGCAGGGUGGCCUGCGUGUGCCGGCUGUGGUACGGGGCAGCCUCCAAUCCCUUGCUGUGGCAGAAGGUGUCAAUUGGCUUCUGCUGGGUGGAGCCUGGCAAAAAGCAGCCUCCCCAGACCGAGAAGAGAAUCCUCAGCACGAUGGAGUGGCUGGUCCUGAACAGGUUUUCACUUCUCCGGGACUUUGCUCUUUGUCACUGGAAGAGCCACGUGCCUGUUGUCCUGCAGGCCCUUGCGGAGUCCUGCCCCCUUCUCCUGUCCCUCAAGCUGACCCACUGCAGUGGAGUGACCACCAAGUCCCUGAGCGCACUGGCCGAACGCUGCCCCCGGCUGGAAAGCUUAAACCUGCAGAAUUCCCAGGUUGACUCCUCAGCUGUGGUGAGCUUUCUGGAGGCCGCUGGCUCUCGGAUCCGGCAGCUCUGGCUGACGUACAGCAGCCGAAUGAAUGCCAUCAUCACCACACUCUCGAGCGGUUGCUGCCUUGGGCUGCGGCUCCUGGAGGUGAACACGGAGAUCAAGCAGAGCAGCCAGCACCUCCAGCUCUCAGUAGAACAGCUGCAGGCGGCCUGCCAGCAGCUGCAGGUGCUGCGUCUGCUCAAUGUGAUCUGGUCCGUGAAGCCAAGCUCUCGGUCCGCCCCCACCGCCUUGGGCUUCCCUCAUUUAGAGGAGCUGUGCCUGGCCACCACCUCUUAUUCCUUUGUCAGUGACAGCAUCCUGCAGAAGAUCCUGCAGGCCUCCACCAGGCUGCGGGUGCUGGACCUGCGUGGCUGCUUCCGCGUGACACCCAAGGGGCUGCAGGAGCUGCCGUGCCCUGACCUAGAGCAGCUGUACCUGGGCCUAUACUGCAGCGAUAACCACCUGCUCCUGCCCUCGGUGGGCAGCCAUCUGCUCACCUGGAAGUGGCACCACAGCCUGCAGGAGCUCGAUCUGGCAGGGCAGAGCUUCAGCGAGCAUGACCUGGAGCGCGCCAUGGCUGCCUUUGGGCAGGGCAGCAGCCGGGCAGCCCUGCGAUCCCUCAACCUGACCGGGACCAAGGUCACCGUGAGCACUGUCAGUGCCCUGAUCAUCAGCUGUCCUGCCUUGAGCUACCUCAACCUGUCUUCCUGCCGCUACCUGCCCCGGGGCAUGAAGAGGGUGUACCGGGGCCAGGCUGACAUCCGCCAGUGCUUGAGCAAGCUUCUGGCCAGCGCUGACGAGCUGGCAGCUGCACAGGAUAUGUCGUAAUGACACCAGCACCUCCCCUCUCCACUGGCAGGCCUGAGGCCCAGACCCUGCUCCUGCGCCAGGAGCAACCCCACACACAGGCUGAGUGCCAGGGGCUGGUGUUUCGCUGGGACGUACCCGGCACUCCUGUCAGUGUGGAUGGCACCUGGGCACCCACCUGGUGCUGUAGCAGCAGGCAGCCUGUUCCCCUGGGAGGAGCAGCUGUGCCUAGUUCCCCGCUCCCCAUUUUGAUAGUGCCCCCUUUUUGUAUGACGUUCCUCUUGGAUUUUUUAGUGUUUUACUGUCCGGUGCAGCGCCCAGUGCUACAGAAUAAAGGGCUGUUCCUGCAGGGAAUUCGUGGGUCUGUCCCCAGGGCCUGGUUCACACGCUGCAGGGAGGGACUUGCCCGCUGCUGCAGCCUGGCAGGGAGUCAGAGCCCUGGGGAGGAGGAGUGGGGAGCUGCAGCCCACCGAGCCCAGCAGAUUCCAGCAAUCCCACGGCUUUGGUAACCCAGCUUCUCCGGGGAAAGGGUGUUUCUCCACCAGGGGCUUGGGGAGGCUUGGAGGACCCCAGGACCCGUACACCACCUGUCUGGCCCAGGCCUCUCCUGAGCUGAAUUCCUAGGCUGGGUCGUGGCACUUGUCAGGGUUUCUGGGGUGAAUGGCGACCACUGGCUCACAGCAGGAGGGAGCCCUGUCUGCGCCCCCCCCGGGGAAUUCCCCAGCCCCACUCCUUUAUACAGGCUAGCAAUUUACGCACCUGCCUUGUUAUACCCGAGUGCCAAGUGCCUGUCUUCUGGACACCCGCAGUGCACCCUGAUCCGCUGCCUCCGUAACACAGCGCCCCAGUUCACAGCUCUCACCCCACGUCAUCACUCUCCUUAGCACCAGGCACUUAGCUUUCUAGUGAACCCAGACUGAAGUUUCUUUAGCAGAGCUUCAGCCGAGACUCAAAUCAAAGCAAGUGGGAGCGUUUGGAAACGUAAGGUUCCAGGCAGGGGAAACACAAGAGACACAAUCAAAAGUCGAGCCUGGUUAGCAAGUUCCUGUCCUGUCUAACAGGGGAUUUCUCACCCCCGGGCCAGUCCUGGCAGCUGGGCCCACUGGUCAUGAGACACCUUCCCCCUUCCCCAACAACAGAGAAUCACUUCUGCUUACAGAGUCACCGGCUAGUGGCUCCGAGCCCAGCGCCUCCCCUUCCAGGAGCUCGCCCGGCCGUGGAUCUCCGGCCAGGCCAGCCAGGAAAUGCCGCUGUCUCCACGGCUGUCCCUCGUUCUCAGCGUGGCCUGCGCUAGCUCACACCUGCCUGCUUGGGUGACAGGGUUGAAAGCUGGGACCCUGCACAUCGCAUCCCUCGCAGGUUCUUUCCCAGCCAAACCUCUUGCAGUGACCCUGGCAGUCAACCAGGGCUGACCCCACUGGCCCCCUUCAGGGAAGUAUUGAGACGAUGGCCGGAUACGGGGGCGGGAGGGGGAUAGCCAGGGGUCCAGUUUUCGACUUGAACAUCUGGUGGAGAAGGGAAGCUGGCAGCACAGUUGAGGGGAUGAUAAAGUCCAGUUACCUGCAGUAACUGGCCUCUGCCACCCGGGACGGGAAGAGCAGCUGCUGCUGGGGUCUGGCGCCCCGGGUCUGUGUGACGGCUGCUGCCCUUCCCACCCCCGGCCUGACCGAACUGGCUGCGCCUGGACCAGGCUCCAGAGUACCUGCCUGCCCCACCCCCAGCUGUGCCUCGAUUUCCCCAGCCCUCACUCUAGGGACUGACUCCCCCCGCCGUGCCUCAAUUUCCUUCCCUGGCCCCUCACUCCAGGGACUGACCCCCUCCAUCACUGUGCCGCAAUUUCCCUGGCCCCUCGCUCCAAGUACCAACCCCCACCCCCCGGCCAAGCCCCGAUUGGGCAGGCUCCACAUCACCUCCUCUCAACCCAGGUCUGCAGGUGGCAGGUAAGUCCAGGGAGAUGGGGGGGCAGGGGAGCAGAGGUGGGACCUCGGGGAAAGGCGGGGCAGGGUGUUCAGUUUUCAGGGAUUAGAAAGUUAAGAACCCUACGCAGGGGUUGUACACGCACCGGGGGACUCCUGGGUCUGGCUGAGCUUCCCCAGUGUACACUGACCACGUGCGUGGAGCCAGCAGUGGCACUUGGGGUGUGAAAGACCCAUGUCUUGCCUCUGGUCUGGUGUCUCUGCUCCCCCAGUGGGUAGGCAGGGUGCAGCUUCCAGCCAAGGGCCUCCCCUUCUCAGUGGCCCCGGCUCCUGGACUGGAUCUGGCCGAGCAAGUCCCCUAGUGGGCAUCGGAGGAUGCCUCCCUCCCCUCCCUCCCGGGCCCAGCUACACUUCCCUGAUCUCCCCUGCACUGGGGGCUUCUCGGGACUCUGCUUCACCCUCUCCCUGCCACCUGGGUCCUGUGCCCUCCGAGCAGACUGGGCUGCCCACAACGACUGCUCUGCAGGGCUGAGGAGACCAGGCGGGUGGCACUCAGGAGGGGAGUCCAGCAUCAGACACACACUGCUUGGACGAGACGAUUGUGAUCUCCCAGGGCAGGGCCCUCCCCUGUAUUUCUCUGCAAGGCCCAGCCACACCCUGGGUGCAAAGAUACACGGCCCAUAGGACAGUGGGAGGCAGGCCAGGGUGAGGGCUUGUAUGUGACGCCCGCUCAGCUUGGCCCCGGGGCUGAAAGAAAGGAACCAUCGUCCCAGCUCACCCAAGAACGGACCCAUGCCGGCUGUCAGUCCCGUGGCCUGAUGCAUACCUGGCAGGUGCUCAGCUCCAGGGAGCCUACGCAGAGCAGGCCAAGAGCAGGGCCCACUGGCCAUCCUUCCUGCUUCGUCAACGGCCUGGAGACCCCUGAGCCCUUCAAGUCACUAGGGGAUGGGUUAGGUGAGCCUUCCCUUCCCACCACGGGGGCAUAGGUCUCCUCAGCUCCCAGGUUCAGCCACCCAGGGUUACCCCGGGGGGAAUUCUGCGCCAAGAACCUUAAAAAUUCUGUGCACAAUAUUUUAAAAUUCUGCAUAUUUUAUUUUUCAAAAUAACACAUCAUAAUCACACCAGU